AUGAACGAUUAUGGGUACGGGAAAAGGGGUGGUAGAGAGUACGACAGACGCGGAGGGAGCAGAGGCGACGAUGGUGAUUAUGAAGAUUACGACAGAAGAACCACCCUUCAACGCCUCGACAGCAUCCAAGAUCCCGGGAAACGUUAUCUUCUCAGAGAAUGCAUCGGUUCAGGCGUUUGCGGGGACGUUUUCGAAGCUAUCGAUCAACACGCUGACAACAAAAAGGUCGCAGUAAAGGUGCAAAAGCUGACUGCCGAUUCGCAGUCGUCGAUCAUCGAAGAGUACAAGGUUCUACGAGAUUUGGCGACUCAUCCGAAUCUGCCGGACUUUUACGGGAUCUAUCGGAGAAGAUCGGGGAAAAAGACCGAGUACGAUCAAGUAUGGUUCAUCAUGGAGCUGUGCGAUGGCGGAACCGCGAUGGACCUCGUACGCGGUCUCAUCUCCAUGGACAAGAAGCUGCGUGAGGAACACAUAGGUUACAUUCUGAGGGAAGUGAUCAAGGCAGUGGUGUAUCUCCACGAGAACAACGUGAUGCAUCGCGACAUACGCGGCAGCAAUAUUUUGCUAACCAGAGAAGGUGAAGUGAAGCUGGUCGAUUUCGGGCUGUCGAGGACGAUUCAAGGUGAAAUGGGGAAGAGGUACACUUGCGUGGGUUCGCCCUGUUGGAUGGCACCGGAAGUCGCGUUGAGCAAAGGGAGCAGCAGCGACGGUUACGGAAGUCGAGCGGACGUCUGGGCGAUCGGAAUCACAGCGAUCGAAUUGGCCGACGGCAAGCCACCCUUUCAAGAUAUGCACCCGACCAGGGCCCUGUUUCAGAUUGUUCGCAAUCCGCCCCCGAAUUUAUACAGACCGUCCAACUGGUCGCAAAACUUCAACGACUUCAUCGCAGAAUGCCUCGAGAAAAAUCCCGACAAUCGACCCUUUAUGGCGGAAAUAUCCGAGCACCCAUUUCUAGCCGAGUUACCCGACAACGAGUACCUGCUGGCGCAAGAGCUCAAAGUAUUAAUGAUGGAUGCCUGCGCGAAAGGUAAACUCGAGAGAAGAGCCGAGGUGUUGGUCCGAAAGGGUUUCCUAAAGACGCAUCAGACGGAUCCUCUGGAGCCGAUGUUCAUGGAAGACAUCGCCGCCCUCGAAUCGUUGACCGAGGACACCGUACUGGACGAGCUCCACGAGAGACUGAGGCAAGGUUAUUUCCACAGUUUCGUCGGCGAAAUUCUUCUGAUAUUAAAUCCGAACGAACAGCAGGACAUAUACGGAUCUGACUACCACACGAAAUAUCAGUUUAAAUCACGAUCGGAUAACGCGCCCCACGUGUAUUCCGUGGCCGAUAGCGCUUAUCAGGAUGUGUUGCACAACGAGGAGCCCCAGCACAUUUUAAUGGCGGGCGAAAGUAAUUCGGGGAAAACGACGACCAUGAUGCAUCUGAUACAACACCUCAUGUAUCUCGGAAAAAGCUUACAAGACACCGGGGCGAGAUUACUGCGGGCGAUCAAAGUGAUUCACGCGUUCAGCAACGCGGCCACACCUUUGAAUCCGAACUCGACCAGAUGCAUACUGCAAAUACAAACGACCUACGGCUCAUCCGGUAAAGCUUCCGGCGGCAUAUUUUGGUUGUACCAGCUGGAGAAAUGGCGGGUUUCUACACGGGACAGAAAUCAAUCGAAUUUUCACGUGUUCUACUAUUUCUACGACGGCCUCGACUCGAUAAGCAAACUGAAGCAGUACAGUCUAACAGCGGGACGAAGGAUGCGGUAUCUUCGAAUCAGCGACAAGGGCACUGAGAGAAAACGAUCGUUCAAAGUACGAAACGAUCCCCGUGGCAACGUGAUGAAGUUCGAUCAACUGAAGGAGAAUCUACGAAUCUUAGAGAUGGAGGAGUAUUGCGAGACGAUCUGGAAGAUACUGGCUGGGAUCCUGAUUCUGGGCGAGAUUCGAUUCGUGGAAGGUAACAACGGCGACGCCGAAAUGGACAACAAUGACGCGUCCAACAAAGUGGCCGAACUUCUAAAUCUGGAAGAGAAAAAAUUCGCCUGGGCUCUGGUGAAUUACUGCGCGAUUGUAAACGGCAGCGUUGUGCGCAGAAAGCACACCUGCGAGGAGGCGAAAGAAGCGAGAGACGUGCUGGCGAACACGAUCUACCAGCGGCUGGUCGACUGGAUAGUGAACACUAUCAAUCAUAAGUUCACGGUUACCCGCGCGUUAUUUGGCGACAAGUACACCAUCAACGUGAUGGAUCUAUUCGGAUUCGAGUGCGUCACGGCGAAUCGGCUCGAGCAACUGAUAGUGAACACGAUGAACGAACAGAUGCAGUGCUAUUACAAUCAACGGCUGUUCGCAUGGGAAAUGCAAGAGCAAGAGGAGGAGGAUAUACCGAUGCAACGUUUACACUUCUACGACAACAAAGACGCGAUCGAUCAGCUGAUGAGCAAGGACAGGGGCUUGUUCAGUAUAAUCGACGACGCGUCGAAGAACCUUGUCGAUUACCAAUACAUUCUGACCAAGAUAGAACAACAAUCGGACAACGUCUACGUGAAACCGGUGAGCUCGCACGAGUUCACGGUCGCGCAUUACACAGGGAAAUUGGUCUACGAUGCCAGCGAAAUGGCCGAGAAAAAUCGGGACUUUAUGCCGCUGGAAAUGAUCGAAACGUUCCGGCAAUCGAACGUCGUGAUCGUGAAGGAGAUGUUCACGAACAGGCUGACAAAGUCUGGAAACUUGACGAUCGUGGUGGAGCACGCGAAAAUUACGGAAAAGAAGACCAACAAAGGGAAGUGGGGCGCACUGAUGCAAGAAACGUCCAAGCCAAAGAGAUUCAACACCGCGUCCCGGGGACAAUAUUCGCAAACGCGAAAAAUGCGAACGUCCGCGGCCACGUUUAAAUCCACCAGCCUGGAAAUCCUUAAGAACUUUUCGGGAGGUAGCGGAAGCGGUGGUCUCCACUUCAUCAGGUGUAUAAGGUCGGACCUCGAGGGGGCGCCUCGUGGCUUCUAUAGAGAGGUCGUCAGACAACAGAUCCGAGCGUUGGCUAUUCUAGACACCGCGAAAGCCAGACAACGGGGUUAUCCCUACAGAAUGUCGUUUCAGGAAUUCCUUCGAAGGUACCAAUUCCUGGCAUUCGAUUUCGACGAGAACGUCGAAAUAACGAAAGAGAAUUGCCGACUGCUGUUGAUCAGAUUGAAAAUGGAAGGUUGGAUGCUCGGGAAGACCAAGGUCUUCCUGAAAUACUACAACGAGGAAUAUCUGUCGCGUUUGUACGAGACGCAGGUGAAAAAGAUCGUAAAGGUUCAGUGUAUGAUGAGAGCGUUCCUGGCGAAGAAGAACAUGGCGUCGAAGAUCACGGGAACGAAGAGAGAAGUCGUGAAGCAAGCGUCAUUAAAGAGGAAGGAGACGGUGGAUAUAUCGGAGGAUCAGGCGGCGGUAAUGAUACAGAAAGCGUACAGGGGUCACGCAGUGAGGAAGGAAAUGGCACCUCUUCUAGGGAAGGGCCCGAUGGAUCCGGAGACGAUGGACAUGAUGAAAUUCUACAGCAGCAAAUGGAGGUCGAAGAGCAUAUUCCAAGUCCUCCUACGUUACCGUGCAGCCCGUUAUCAAGACCUCGUGCACUUCUCGCAGCAAGUGCAUCUGUUCAAUCAAGCGAUAGUAGCAACACUGGAUGCGACGAAUGAACACGUGUCCAUAAACCAAAUCGACCCGAACGUUUCGUCACUUUCGUACUUAGGCCAGUUGAAACCACCCCAAGUGCACAAGUUACCAUUCAACUUUUAUAACGAGUUACCAUUUCUCGACAUGAAGAGUUCUAGGAAACUGAAAGGUGUCGGAUCCGCGUCGUCAUUGGCGUCUGACGACGAGCACGAGGCCUGGGACGCGCCAUUACGGAGACAAACGGUGCCUUGGGCCAUCAGGAACACUCGUACCAGAGACGUCGAGGUGCAAACGACGAACUCGCCACAUCGAGUGGCACACACGGGCACCGAGGGAAAAAGAGACCCGAACACCCCGGUUCAAUGUCCACCGGAAGACACAGCCCAAAGCAGAAUGGGUAGUUCCGGAAUUCAGCGUCCUUCAAGCAACCGUAGCCCCGUACCAUCUGCUAACGCUCAUACUCCUCGCUCAAACACUUACGACAGCACCGGGUCGAUACGCUCUAGAAAACACGCACCGCCUCCACCUGUUCCGUUCAAUCAGACCCAACCACCCCCGACACGUAGCACCGAUCACUACAGUUCGAACCCUCGAUGGAAAAGCAACGUGAACACCGGUAGCAACGAUUGGGACGUCGAGGACAAAGUCAACAGGAACGCCGGCAACCCUAAUCGCAUCAAUCCCAUUCAGGAAAUGCAAAUGAUAGGCCGCAGGAAUAACAACGAGGGUAACGAAGACGACGACGAGCCACCUUUUAACUUUCAGGCGAUGCUGAGGAAGACGGGUCAUCAACGAGCAUCGAUGAAACGCAAUCCCGUCUACGAUAGCUACUCUCCGUCACCACUGCCAGGUUCGAGAUCUCGCGGGAACCGCGAAACCGAAUCGAACGUCGUUUAUAAAAGCGGCGGAAGCCGUCGAGAUUCUCCCGAGUGGAGUCCAAACGAGAUGGUAAGGAUGUCCGAGAAAUAUGGAAAGGAGGGAGCCUGGGGCGAGGAUCGAUCAGAAGAUCGAGGCAUCGUUACCACGGAUAGUGUCACCACCGCCGAGAUUGCGCCAGGAAUCGUUAUCGAGGGUUAUGUGGCCGAGUUGUAAAAUUCGAGCGAACAAACCCGAAAACUUCUUGCGUAUCGAACCAGGACAAAAACUGGACCAGUUGGAAUUGCUAAUACCGCGAGAGGAUGAGACGAGAAAGAGAGAAAGAGAGAGAGAAAGAAAGAAAAAACUAAAGAGAAGCCCGAAAGAUACCUGUAGCUGUCCCAACGGAAACAAAUGCACGACUCGUAUGAUUCGAACGACCGAUACCCCAAUCCACCGUCGUUGCUGACUCGGAGAGAAUUUC
Messenger RNA from Dufourea novaeangliae, 4981 nucleotides. It is a transcript of the gene ninaC, whose product is annotated as neither inactivation nor afterpotential protein C. The record is from RefSeq and is a predicted model, not a curated record. Bases 1 to 4734 code for a protein of 1577 amino acids. Gene Ontology annotation, cellular component: myosin complex. The transcript is spliced from 23 exons. Gene Ontology annotation, molecular function: protein binding; cytoskeletal motor activity; ATP binding. Gene Ontology annotation, biological process: protein phosphorylation. NCBI's taxonomy places the organism in Eukaryota, Metazoa, Arthropoda, Insecta, Hymenoptera, Halictidae.